Messenger RNA from Aspergillus campestris IBT 28561, 1259 nucleotides. Its product is annotated as kinase-like protein. The record is from RefSeq and is a predicted model, not a curated record. Bases 57 to 1259 code for a protein of 400 amino acids. Gene Ontology annotation, biological process: protein phosphorylation. Lineage: Eukaryota; Fungi; Ascomycota; Eurotiomycetes; Eurotiales; Aspergillaceae. The transcript is spliced from 4 exons. Gene Ontology annotation, molecular function: ATP binding; protein kinase activity.
CUCGAGUAUGGUAUAGUUUUGACCACUAUUUUCGAUUCAUUAAUUAAAUACUCGGAAUGCUCACCUCUCUUCGACGGUCUUUUCCCCAGCUGAGACAAAGAUGGGCACCGCUCACCUUCUCGAACCCCAACUGUGCCCGCAUUUCUGCACUUCAGGCAAUUGAAGAAGAAACUAUUCCAGAUUAUAUUGCAACUUGGUACUACCCUACUCAGAUAGGAGAAAAUUUGAAAGACCGAUAUCAAGUUGUGGGAAAGCUGGGUUAUUGCCGUUAUGUUGCGCUAAAGGUCUUCAUUAAUUCAACAUCGAUGGGGCAGCAACUGGAUGACGAGCUUAAUAUAUACAGAAGUAUAGAAGGAGCGUCACAGAAGUGCUCACAUCCGGGUCACAAGUAUAUAAGAUCAUUACUUGACACUUUUGAUAUUGAUGGGCCCGAAGAAAAACACAGAUGCCUUGUACAUCCGCCAUUGUGGGAGAGCGUGUUGGCCUUUUUAUUCCGAAAUCCGAUACAAAGACUACUUACACCAGUUUUAGCCGUUGUGCUCCACCGUCUCUUUCUGGCAUUGGACUAUUUGCAUACGGCGUGCAAUAUCAUACAUACCGAUAUCAAGGCCGACAAUCUCAUGUUUGGCAUUGACGACGACUCGGUCUUCCAUGAUUUCGAAGCGAAUGAGCUUCAGCAACCCUCCCCUAGGAAGGAGCUGGAUGGCAGAACGGUCUAUAUCUCGAGGGAGCUUCGCAUGCCGAAAAGAUUAGGCCCCCCUGUCUUGAGUGACUUUGGCUCAGCUGUGUUUGGGGAUGAAGAACACACGGAAGACGUUCAACCUGAUGUCUACCGAGCACCAGAGGUAAUUUUACAGGCUCCCUGGACAUAUAGUAUUGAUGUAUGGAAUGCGGGAUGCAUGGUUUGGAAUCUUUACGAAGGCGGGUCCUUGUUCAGUGGUUACGAUCCAGAGUUUCAAGCUUAUCGGAGUCGAGCCCACCUGGCGGAAAUGAUAUCCCUUCUCGGUCCUCCACCACAGAGUUUUAUUGCACGGGGGCAAUUGACCAAAAAGUUCUUCUCGGAGGAAGGUACCUUUUCCGCUGGUAUCCCAAUUGAGAAACGUGUUUCGCUUGAAGAAAGAGAAAGCAGUCUUGAAGGAGUGGAAAAAGAGAAAUUCCUGUGUUUAGUACGAAAAAUGCUGCAGUGGGAGCCAGGAAAGCGAAGCUUCUCUAAGGCCUUGAUCGAGGAUGAAUGGUUGCAAAGAGAGCUACAUAAAUAG